UGUACGAUUCAGUUAGCGUUAACCAAAUAAAUAUAUUUCACAACUUCGCUGAAAAAAUAAAUUGUUUAUGCAAUAAAUAAAAACACCGGCGCAACAAUUUCUUUCUCGAUUACAAUUUUAAAUAACUUCUCAGAUAAGUUAAAAUGUAUUCAUUAAAAUAUUUAAUUAGUGUGUGUGCAUUAGUGUUGUGCUAUUUACAAAAUACAAAUGCUGCUAAUGAAGCUUACGAAAUUGAAAAAAUAUUUGCUGCAUGUAAAAAGUCAUCUCCAGAAUUCGAUGGCUGCGUAAAACGAGCUUUCAACAAAGUACGGCCUUUUUUUAAAGUAGGCAUACCAGACAUGGGCGUGGCGCCUUUCGAUCCACAUUUCGCCAAAGAGAUCAAGCAAUCACGUGCCAUUAGAGGCAUCGGCUAUACACUCACCCUGAACAAUGUCUUCGAAAGAGGAUGGGCACAGUCCACUGUCACCAAAUACAAAACCGACUGGGAAAAUCAGCGUAUAAUCUACUCCCAAUACUUCCCUGAGAAAUGGCUGAAUGGGGACUACGAAUUUAAGGGCGACGCGUUCGGCCUAGGUGUGCUGCGCUCCGGUCACUGGAACCUCACACUGCGCGACUACUCGCAGACGACGCGCAUCAAACGCAACGGCACCGGCGUCGACGUGCACGUAGAGGUCGACCACAUCGGCGACAUGGAGAUACACGUCGGAAACCUUCUCAGAGGCAAUGGGAUUUUAGAGCGCAUGCUGGACCGCAUGAUCAACGCCACAUGGAAGCCAGGUUUCGCCGUCAUCAGGCCGCUCAUCAAUGACCUCGUCAGCACCGCCUUUACAGACAUUUGGAGCAAAUCCUUUAGAAAUUUCCCUAUCCAGUACUUCAUUAAGGACUGAUUCUGAAUCAUCUAGGUUGUAAUAAUCGUUAUUCGAAUAAGUCUUAGGUUAAUAUAGAUUAAAAUUAUAUGAUACUAUUGUUGUUAAGCUCAAAUAUGUGCCAGUUAUCUUUGUAAAUAUAUACGUUUACGUCCAUACCUCUUAUAUAUAGAGUGGAAGAGAACAAAAAAAAAUGAUUAACAAAAAAUAUGCAUUCAAACUAAAGAAAAUAAACACUUGUAAAACAUUCCUUCCACUCUGUACACAUAGCAUUGUAAGUGACAUUAUAAUAUUUCAAAAUUUAGAUUUUAGAUAAUCAUACCUCUAAUGAUUAGUAAGUAAAUUGUUGUGUUGUUUUAUGUGAUGUAAUAAAAUAAACUAGUCAUUUCAUAUUUUGGAAAUAAUAAUUUCAUAUAUUGCA
This is a messenger RNA of Manduca sexta (tobacco hornworm), 1287 nucleotides long. RefSeq lists its product as uncharacterized. Lineage: Eukaryota; Metazoa; Arthropoda; Insecta; Lepidoptera; Sphingidae. The coding region runs from base 144 to 887 and encodes 247 amino acids. The transcript is spliced from 6 exons. The record is from RefSeq and is a predicted model, not a curated record.